AUGAGGCAAGAAAAAACCAAAGAUAUAAAGCAGUACCAAAGAAUAAUGCCAGUGCUUGAACAAAGCCAAUGUUUAAAGAAGAUAGAACAAGAUCAACAGCAUAAAAGAAAAAUUGCAAUGUUUAAGGAAGAUAGUAAAGAUUAUUAUAGUAAGGAUCAAUAUAGUAAAGAUCUAUAUAAUGAAAAUCAAAAUAUUAAAGAUUUAUAUAGUAAAAAUCAAGAUAUUGAAGAUCUAUAUAGUAAAAAUCAAGAUAUUGAAGAUCUAUAUAGUGAAAAUCAAGAUAUUAAAAACCAAAAUAUUGAAGAUCAAGAUACUGAAAACUAA
Messenger RNA from Cetraspora pellucida, 324 nucleotides. NCBI's taxonomy places the organism in Eukaryota, Fungi, Glomeromycota, Glomeromycetes, Diversisporales, Gigasporaceae. The record is from the annotation of a GenBank genome assembly.